Molecule: messenger RNA, 2160 nt
Organism: Meleagris gallopavo (turkey)
Lineage: Eukaryota; Metazoa; Chordata; Aves; Galliformes; Phasianidae
Source: RefSeq, a predicted model, not a curated record
AUGCCCGCGCCUCACGGGCGGCCAAUCGCAGGCGGCGACGUGUGGCGCCAGCUGCUCUGUGUUCCUCCCUUGCAUUCACAGGAUAACGUGGAGCGGGCGGAUGCACUGCAGCUCACCGUGGAGGAGUUUGUGGAGCGUUAUGAAAAGCCGUACAAACCCGUGGUGCUGCUGAACGCCCAGGUGGGCUGGUCUGCGCAGGAGAAGUGGACUCUGGAGCGGCUGAAACGCAAGUACAGGAACCAGAAGUUCAAAUGCGGGGAGGACAAUGAUGGUUAUUCUGUGAAGAUGAAGAUGAAAUACUACAUUGAGUACAUGGAGACCACGCGUGAUGACAGCCCGCUGUACAUAUUUGACAGCAGUUAUGGAGAGCAUCCCAAGCGCAGGAAACUCCUGGAGGACUACAAAGUACCCAAGUUCUUCACUGAUGAUCUGUUUCAGUAUGCGGGGGAGAAACGAAGGCCGCCUUACAGAUGGUUUGUGAUGGGCCCACCUCGUUCUGGAACAGGAAUUCACAUCGACCCCUUGGGAACCAGCGCGUGGAACGCCUUGGUGCAGGGACACAAGCGUUGGUGCCUCUUCCCCACCAGCACUCCCAGAGAGCUGAUCAAAGUGACACGGGAGGAGGGAGGUAACCAGCAGGAUGAGGCCAUCACGUGGUUCAAUGUCAUAUACCCGAGGACGCAGCUUCCCACCUGGCCUCCUGAAUUCAAACCCCUGGAAAUCUUGCAGAAGCCAGGAGAGACUGUUUUUGUACCAGGUGGUUGGUGGCACGUAGUUCUCAACCUGGACACAACGAUUGCCAUCACACAGAACUUUGCCAGCUGUACCAACUUCCCCGUGGUGUGGCACAAGACAGUGAGAGGGAGACCCAAAUUAUCGCGGAAGUGGUACAGGAUCUUAAAGCAGGAGCAUCCUGACUUGGCAGCACUGGCUGAUUCGGUUGACCUACAGGAAUCUACUGGUAUUGCUUCUGAUAGCUCUAGUGAUUCUUCCAGCUCCUCGAGUUCCAGCUCCUCCGACUCUGAUUCAGAGUGUGACUCUGGCUCUGAGACAGAGGGGAUGAUGCAUCGGAGGAAGAAGAGGAGGACGUGCAGCAUGAUGGGUAACGGUGAUACAACUUCCCAGGACGACUGCGUGAGCAAAGAGCGCAGCUCCUCCAGGAUUAGGGAAUCUUGUGGAGGCCGCAGUUACCCCUGAGAGAUAACAGCACCCACCCAGAGGCAGCUGCCCAUCGGAGCUCCAUUAGCAGCCAGCCAGCUCUGUCCUACCCCCUUCUGCUCCUGCUCCUCACAAUCCUUUUUGGUCACUUCUCUUCAAUCCAAACAUCAGUCUUCAUUCUGUGCUGUUGAAGGUUGGCUCCUUACUAACUGAAAGGGAAAUGCCCUGACUACAUUCUCGUGCAAUGCUUCGUCCCCUCUGCGCCCCGAGUGAGUGCACUAAAAACCCAUCUGUGGGUGUGGACAUGCCAAGUAUUUAAUGGGUUGUGUAACUGGCGAGGAAGACAACGGUCAGUUUUUAAAGAACUUUUUAAAACCAGCAGGUAAACCUAGAAACCUGCCUUGCUUUGAUACUGUCUUAUGUUUACAUGUUGUCCUGUACACUUGAGGAAAGGAACACCAGCCCUUUGGCCCAGCGGGAUGGCGGCGGAGGUGGGAUGGAUGCUCCAAGCACUGAAGCCACUUCAGUGGAGUUGGCUGCCCACCUGAAGCAUCUUUUGUGCUCUUAAUCUACACACACACGUCUGAAGUGCAUCCUAUUAACCAGCCACGAUCCAUUUACCUUUGCUCUGUGCAGUGACAGAGAUGCACUAGCACCUUGCCAUUGGAAUCUCGAUGGAGCCAGAGAAUCUGGAGUUUCUUGCACAGCAAAAAACAUGGGGGGAAAAGUCAGCAUUUGCCAGUAAUGACACUCCUUUAGGUGUAGGUGUGAUGUUCAGCACUGGGCAACAACUGACAAAAUCUGACUCUUACAUAGCAACAACAGUUGCUGGGCUUUAAAUACUGAGCAGUUUUGGGGCCGGUGUGGUUCACGUGUGAAAAAGGCUUUUCUUUGAGGCUAUGGCUUCAGAAACGUAUAGAACGUACAGUGCCAAUUUUAAAGGAGUGGGAGGGGGGCAUAUGGUUGUUUGAUGCUUUAUACAAAUGAAAUGUGAUGUUUUUA